GGGGGGUUCCCCCUCCCCGUACCGAAGGCGCUCGGGUGUUUCCGUUCCUUUCCGGCACCGUGGCCUUUCCCCGCCUCUCGCCGCUUGCCUGGGCGCCGCAAUCCCGGCGGCGCGGCAGGAGGAGGCGGAAGAUGGCGGUUGGGAUUGGCGGGGAGGCGGCGGCAGCAGCUGCAGUAGCAGCAGCGGUUAUGCAAACGAGGCCGUCGGCAGCCAGCGUCAGAGCCGGUGUGGAUCGCGGCUGAGCAAGGCGGCUGGGGCUGCGCCACCACCGCCCUCCCCGGCGCCGGACCCUCCUCCUCUCCCUCCCUCCCUCCCUCCUUCCCUCCCUCCCUCCCUCGCCGCCUCUCGCCAUCCCCGCCUGCCCCGGCCCCCCGCCCUCGCCCCGGCCCGGCAUGGACGCUGGCGCUCCGCCGUGUCGCUGUGCGCGGCGCUGCGAGGCCGUGAGCCGCCGCUGCCGCUGAGCGGGGCCGCCCGCCGCUCCCGGGAAGGGGGGGAAGAUGUCGGACACCAAGGUGAAAGUUGCCGUCAGGGUCCGGCCGAUGAACAGGAGAGAGCUGGACCUGAAUACCAAGUGCAUCGUGGAGAUGGAAGGCAACCAGACUGUGCUUCACCCUCCGCCUUCCAACACCAAGCAGGGAGAAAGAAAACCACCUAAGGUGUUUGCCUUUGAUCACUGCUUCUGGUCCAUGGAUGAAUCAAACACCACAAAAUAUGCAGGUCAAGAAGUGGUGUUCAAGUGCCUUGGAGAAGGAAUUCUUGAAAAGGCCUUUCAGGGAUAUAAUGCUUGUAUUUUUGCCUAUGGACAGACAGGUUCAGGAAAAUCCUUUUCAAUGAUGGGCAAUGCAGAGCAGCUGGGUCUGAUCCCACGGCUCUGUUGUGCUUUAUUUCAGAGAAUCUCUGUGGAAGAAAAUGAAUCUCAUACUUUUAAAGUCGAAGUGUCCUAUAUGGAAAUCUACAAUGAGAAAGUCAGAGAUCUGCUUGACCCAAAAGGGAGUCGGCAGUCCCUUAAGGUUCGAGAGCACAAAGUGUUGGGACCGUAUGUAGAUGGCCUGUCUCAGCUGGCUGUUACAAACUUUGAGGAUAUUGAGUCACUGAUGUCUGAGGGAAACAAAUCACGAACAGUUGCUGCAACCAACAUGAAUGAAGAAAGCAGCCGCUCUCAUGCUGUGUUCAAUAUUAUAGUGACUCAGACACUUUAUGACCUGCAUUCUGGUAAUUCUGGAGAGAAGGUCAGCAAGGUCAGCUUGGUGGAUUUGGCUGGGAGCGAGAGAGUGUCCAAAACAGGAGCUGCAGGAGAACGCCUAAAGGAAGGCAGCAACAUAAACAAAUCCCUUUCAACGCUGGGUUUGGUUAUAUCAUCACUUGCUGACCAGGCAGCAGGGAAGGGGAAAAACAAGUUUGUGCCUUACAGAGACUCUGUACUCACUUGGCUUCUCAAGGACAACUUGGGAGGAAACAGCCAAACUGCCAUGAUAGCCACAAUUAGUCCAGCAGCAGACAACUAUGAAGAAACACUCUCCACUCUGAGAUAUGCAGACAGAGCCAAAAGGAUAGUUAAUCAUGCAGUGGUGAAUGAAGAUCCAAAUGCUCGGGUCAUCAGAGAAUUACGUGAAGAAGUUGAAAAACUGAAAGAACAGCUCUCCCAAGCUGAGGCCAUGAAGGCACCAGAACUGAAGGAAAAAUUGGAAGAAUCUGAAAAACUAAUAAAAGAGCUAACAGUCACCUGGGAAGAAAAGCUAAGGAAAACAGAAGAAAUUGCACAGGAGAGGCAGAGACAGCUAGAAAGUAUGGGGAUUUCCCUUGAGUCUUCAGGUAUCAAGGUGGGGGAUGACAAGUGUUACCUGGUGAACCUGAAUGCGGAUCCUGCGCUCAAUGAGCUUUUGGUUUACUAUUUAAAGGAUCACACAAGAGUUGGUGCAGAUACCUCUCAGGAUAUACAGCUCUUUGGCAUAGGAAUCCAGCCAGAGCACUGUGAGAUUGAUAUUGCUUUAGAUGGAGAAGUUACACUCACACCAAAAGAAAAUGCAAGAUCCUGUGUAAAUGGUGCACUGGUAUGUUCUGUCACUCAGUUAUGGCAUGGAGAUAGAAUAUUAUGGGGAAACAACCACUUUUUUAGAAUCAAUUUACCAAAGAGGAAACGGCGAGACUGGCUGAAAGACCUUGAGAAAGAAGCAUCAUUGGGAGAGCAUGAUCUGGAUGCAGCUAGUGAAGCUUCUUCAGAACCAGACUACAACUACGAGUUUGCACAAAUGGAAGUUAUUAUGAAAACACUGAAUAGCAAUGAUCCAGUACACAAUGUGGUCCAGAUCUUGGAGAAACAGUACUUGGAAGAGAAGCGGAGUGCUCUUGAGGAGCAGCGGCUGAUGUAUGAACGUGAGCUAGAGCUGCUGCGGCAGCAGCUCUCCCCAGAGAGGCAGCAUCAACAUGGCAGCGACAGACUCUCCUACACGGCUCAGACUGCACAGCAGAAAGUAAAUCUCUGGACAGAAGAGAGGGAUGAAUUGUUUCGACAGAGCCUGGCUAAACUUCGAGAGCAGAUAGUAAAGGCAAAUACACUGGUGAGAGAAGCAAACUUCUUAGCAGAAGAAAUGAGUAAGCUAACAGAUUAUCAAGUAACACUUCAGAUUCCUGCUGAAAACCUCAGUGCCAACAAGAAGAGGGGUGCAAUAGUAAGCGAGCCUGCUAUUCAAGUGAGAAGAAAAGGAAAAGGUACUCAAGUGUGGACUAUUGAGAAACUAGAGAACAAAUUGAUUGACAUGAGAGACCUCUAUCAAGAGUGGAAGGAGAAAAUUCCUGAGAUAAGGAAGCAGAUUGGCAAAAGAGGUGACCCUUUUUACGAAGCGCAAGAGAACCACAACUUAAUUGGCGUCGCCAAUGUGUUUUUGGAGUGCCUUUUCUAUGAUGUUAAGCUGCAGUAUGCUGUGCCCAUCAUCAGCCAGCAGGGAGAGGUUGCAGGACGGUUGCAUGUUGAAGUAAUGCGAGUCACUGGGUCUGUCCCAGAACGUGUAGUAGAAGGAGAUGACUCAUCAGAGAACUCCAGCGAGAGUGGGAGUCUGGAAGUCAUGGAUAACAAUGGAGAAAUUAUUCAUAGAGCAAAAAAGCUGUCCUGCAGGGUGAAAAUAAAAGAAGCAACCGGACUGCCACCUAAUCUUUCCAACUUUGUCUUUUGUCAAUAUACAUUUUGGGAUCAAUGCAAGUCAACCGUAGCGGCACCAGUGGUGGAUCCAGAUGUGCCUUCACCUCAGAGCAAAGAUGCUCAUUUUACAGUGACCUUCUCUCACUGUAAGGACUAUGUGGUGAACGUCACAGAGGAGUUUUUGGAGUUCAUUUCAGAAGGAGCUCUUGCUAUUGAGGUGUGGGGUCACAGAUGCACUGGCAAUGGCAGCUCCGUUUGGGAAGUUGAUUCUCUUCAUGCUAAAACUAGGACGCUGAGAGACAGGUGGAAUGAAGUAACUCGAAGAAUAGAAAUGUGGAUUUCCAUACAAGAAUUGAAUGAGAUGGGAGAAUAUACUGCAGUUGAACUCCAUCAGGCAAAAGAUGUAAACACAGGGGGAAUUUUCCAGCUUAGGCAGGGACAUUCUCGCAGAGUUCAGGUGACAGUGAAACCCGUACAACAUUCAGGAACAUUGCCUCUCAUGGUAGAAGCAAUUCUUUCAGUCUCUAUAGGUGGUGUGACUGCCAGAUCAACCAAACUGCAAAGGGGCUUGGACAGCUACCAGAAGGAGGAGGAUGAUGGUGGUGAUAUGGAUAGUUACCAGGAAGAAGAUUUAAACUGUGUACGCGAAAGGUGGUCUGAUGCAUUGAUAAAACGCAGAGAAUACUUAGAUGAGCAGAUUCAAAAGAUCAGCAAUAAACAAGAAAAAUCUGAGGAUGACAUAGAACGAGAAGCCCGGCUGGUGGAACAGUGGGUAGGGCUGACAGAAGAGAGGAAUGCGGUGUUUGUUCCAGCACCAGGCAGUGGAAUUCCCGGUGCCCCCGCAAAUUGGAUUCCACCUGCAGGAAUGGAAACACAUAUACCUGUCCUCUUCCUUGAUUUAAACGCUGAUGACCUCAGUGCCAAUGAACAACUUAUAGGUCCCCAUGCAUCAGGAGUUAACUCAAUACUACCAAAGGAGCAUGGGAGUCCAUUCUUUUAUCUGCCGAUCAUAAAACACAGUGAUGAUGAGGUUUCAGCCACUGCUGCUUGGGACUCUUCUGUCCAUGAUUCAGUGCACCUGAAUAGAGUAACACCUCAAAAUGAGAGAAUUUACUUAAUAGUGAAGACUACUGUGCAGCUCAGCCAUCCUGCUGCAAUGGAACUGGUAUUACGCAAAAGGAUCGCAGCCAAUAUUUAUAAUAAGCAGAGUUUUACCCAGAGCCUGAAAAGGAGAAUAUCUUUGAAAAAUAUAUAUUAUGCCUGUGGAGUGACAUAUGAAAUAGUAUCCAAUAUACCGAAGGCUACAGAAGAAAUUGAGGAUCGGGAGACCUUAGCACUGAUGGCCGCAAGGAGUGAGAAUGAGGGCACGUCUGAUGGUGAAACGUACAUUGAGAAAUACACCCGUGGUGUGCUGCAAGUGGAGAACAUUCUGGGCCUUGAACGACUAAGACAGGCAGUCACAGUCAAAGAGGCACUCUCCACCAAGGCGAGGAACAUCCGCAGAAGCAUCAGCACUCCAAAUGUCCACAACGUAUCCUGUAGCCGACUAGAUCUUUCUGCCUGUGAUGAAGAUGAUAAGGGUUGGUCUGAAAGUCACCUAGAUAUAUCUGACUGUUGUUCCAGUUAUCAGGAUGUAUCAUGUUAUGGUACUUUACCCAGGGAGUCACCUCGCAAGAGCAAAGAUGGCAGCGGUGUUGUAGCAGAGAAUUCCCAUGCUUUAAUGGCCAGCCCUUUUAAAGCAUUUUCUCCUCAGCCACCAAAGUUUUUCAAGCCCUUAAUGCCAGUGAAAGAGGAACAUAAAAGGAAGACCCCGCUUGAAAGCCGACCUCUGCUUAGUCAAGAGAGCAUGCCUUCGUCUCGGGUGCAUUGCGCUGGCUGCGUUGUGCCUGCAGGAAGCAAUGCCAGCAGCAUGCCCGUAGAAAGUAAUAGCGUACGUGAGGAAAAGAUUGACUCAGAGGAGGAAGACAGUGAGUUGGAGGCCAUUAAUAAGAAGCUGAUAAGUCCACAAAGUUUUCAAAAUUUCCGGCCUUACAUACCGGAGGAGUUUGCUGACUUCAGUGUUUACAAUGCUAGCCUGGAGAACAGGGAGUGGUUUUCUUCUAAAUCAGACUUCAUGAGUUCACGUGUUCUUGAGAAAGAGGUAUCCCGCAGCCCCACCACUAGCAGUAUUACUAGUGGCUACUUUUCCCACAGUGCCUCUAAUGCUACUCUGUCUGACAUGCUUGUUCCCUGUAGUGAUAGCACAGACCAGCUAGCCAGUCACACGAAGGAGCUGGACUCUAAUGAUCCCUCAGGAUCAUCUCUUGCACAUGAUUUAAGAUCUUCUUCGAACAAGGAAUGUCGAGAGUCAGAAAAGGAGUUAGCGAGAGAAAAGUUAUCUGUGUUACCACUGAAAGAAAACAGUGCCUUAACGGAACAAGUACCACUGUCCCUCGAUGCCACUGACAGAGACUCUCAGCAGUUACCCACCGCUGGAUCGUUUUCAGCUUUAAGUUCCUCAGACAGCAAAAAUACCUGUCGUAUAAUUGAGUUUUCAGCACGUGAAGCAACAGUUGAGCACACAACGGACAUUCUGGAGGAUCACUCCUUUACAGAGUUCAUGGGCGUUGAAGAUGGAAAAGACUUUGACCAUUCGACAGCUCCGCAGUCGUGUUCCCUCGUCUCCUCUAACGGAGUGAGCGCCUUGGAGUUACCCCAAGGCACUGACAAGGAGCAGAGCGCACACGUGGGCCAGCUGAGCUCUGCCGCAGCAGUCGGUGACCGGCUUGCAGGUGCUGUGGAAAGCCCUUUUUGUUCUGCACUGGUAAAAGGCCACGAGGCUUAUCCUGAUACUUCCAUAGACGAUUUCAUUGGGAAGGACCACUUGGAUGGUUCCGAUUGUGAAGAAGGUGCUUCUGCAGAUCAAGCCCAUGUCUUGCCUAGCUGGAUGGCCGUGGGUGAACAAGUCUGUGUUGGAAGUAAUAAGAUGGGCACGGUGAGAUACGUUGGAACGGUGGAUUUUUCAGCUGGCAUCUGGGUUGGAGUGGAACUCAAUGUUCAGCUGGGGAAGCAUGAUGGAGUUGUAAGAGGCAGAGAGUACUUCCACUGCAAACCACGACACGGCGUCUUUGUUCGUCCUGGGCGCCUCAGCAAAGCACCAGCUCCUGCAAGGAAGUGGAGUAGCACUUCACGGUCUCAGGCAUCUUCCACUUCAGAGAAACGGAGAAGUUCUGUGCUUCAAGGCUCAUCAUCCGCUCCUAAAACAGGAGGAGAAGUCCUCUGCAAUUCAGGAGAUGCAGCAGCUUCUGCUUUUUCCAGGAAACAGGAGAACAGGAAAUCUUGGAUUAACUAAACCGCAGUAUUUUUGCACUUACUACACGCAUCCCUGUGUAGAAAACUUUAUGGAUUUUUGAAGCUAUUGUACAUUUUAAUCUGUCCAUAUGGAAUGUGUAUUCUCUAGAGUCCUUGACUUCAUUCUCUAAUUUUUUUAUAAAUAAUAUAUAUAUUAUAUAUAUAUGAAUGUGUAUCUAUAGUUUGUCUGCCAGUGGGCAGAUAUGGCUGCACACUAAAAUACAGUUAAAGCUGAUCUGUAGAUAACUGAGGUACUGGACUAUUUGUUACGCAACAACUUGGGAGAUAUAUUUUAAACAACAAAAAAUAUUUUAUUGUGGAAAAACCAGGAUGUAAAUCCAUAUUUGGGGGAGGGGGGGGGGGGGGGGGGGGGGGGCGGAGAGAAACAACAACUAUGGUUUGCUGUUCUUAAUUACCAAAGAACUUGUUUUAGACUGACACAUUUGCUGUUUAUAUCUUUCUAUUGUAAAUGUUUUAACUGAUAACUUGGUGCCACAUUUCUUUUAGUCACUGGGCACCAUGCAGCCUUAUGUUCCGUGUUUAAGCACACUGAAAUAUCCAACUGCUUCGUAUUUCUUGUCUUCCUAGAGGCCUGCCACUGUGCUGACUUGGCAUUGGAUGGAAAUGACUAACAAUGCCUGAAGCUGUAUGUCUGGCAUUUCACAUGUUAACAUAAGCCAGCGGGGCAGCUUGACUGCAGAAAACAGUAUUACUGCAAGGGUGUGAGAGGACAACAUUUUGGGGUUUGGGGUUUUGUGGUUUGUUGGGUUUGUUUUUUUUUUUUGGGGGGGGGGAGGUGGGGAAUGGGGAAACAAAGAAGCAGUAAAUGGAUCAUGAUUGCAGACUUUGCACUUGUUACUUGCUGGUUAUUAUUGAGAUGAAAUAGAACCUGCUAAAGUAAUUUUAAUCUGUAAAGUUUUAUUUUAAUAAUGGGAAUGAUGGAGGGAUUUGUGUCUGGUGCUCAUGAAUUCCUAAGAAGGUUGUUCCACAUGUAGAUACUGUAGAUGCCUGUACAAGCGUUCUGGAUAUUUUGUAAAGUAACAUGGUAAAAAUGAGUGAAGUGAAUGGCCUGCUGUAUCUGUUCUUCUUUGUUUCUUAGCAAGUGAAUGAUUGAGAUACCUGGGACCUUACUGAAAAGCUGCUGUUCUUUCUUUGAUUGUUGUGUACAGUAAGUGGACUCUUGUAUUGUACUAUUUACUGUAAAGAACUGUAAUUUAUAUACUGCCAUACUGUAUUUAAUUGGUACAGACCUAUUGUGUGUUAGAAUACAGACUGUUUACUUGGGAUUUAAAAACAAAACGACGUUUUGCUUGUAUUUGGUACAAUCAGGUUUCACGGUCAAAUAGUAAGCUGUGUCUAGGUGACGGUGCUCAGAUGCAAAGUACUUUGUAAAAACGCUGAAGGACAAUACGACUCAAGUGGAAGACUGGAUGGUACUUAACCUGUUUUAACACUGACUGAUUCAGGAAGCGUAAGAGGAGAACAGCAGCCCCUGUGGAUACGUGUUCCUCACAGCUGCUUUCCCUGUCCCGCCUAGGAGAGGGAGCGGAGCUUGGAGGGGGAACUCCUGCCAGGGAAUGACAUUAUGUGGGUCAAGGGGAGACAGGACAAGUUCCUGGAAGACGGACAAGGCAUACCCAUUGCUAAAUAUGUAAAUGCCUCAGCCGCGUACAACACGGCAGCUGGAAGGGUAACGUGCUGUGGGAGUAGUGAAAGGAAGGGGCAUGAGGUCAAUGUACUUGCCCUUGACGUAGGUUUUGGCUCUUCUGAGGCAGGAUUUGUAUGUGUUAAUUGAUUUUGGUGGAAUGAAUGUCUUUGCAGAAUGUUUCAUGCUUCUGGAUCUUCAUAAUGCACCCAAUGCAUUAAUGGUACUGCUGCUGGAGGAAAUUGCUGUAAUAGAAGAAAACAUUUUAUGUAGAAGUUUAUCAGGCAGAGAUGAUCAUGGAACACAGCCAGCUGUGCACCCAGCACCACUGUCUUGAAGUUAAUCUUAGAUGUCACUUUCAUAUUUUUUAUACAGCUUUUAAGAAAACUCAUGCUCACAUAUUUGCAUAAACAUAUUUGUCCAAGGCCAUGACAAACAAUUUGGAAAGAAAAUGUGGCCAUUUUCUGAUGGCAAAGAAUCGGUAUUUAGACCAGGUUAGCAUCAGUUGAGCUAGGCUUUUCAUGGUUUUAGACCUUUGAGAAUACAGAAUGCACGAUUGAUUGACUGCUUCAGAAACACUGGGAUAGUUGUGCUUGUUGGGGUGUACAAUCAGUACACACCAAAGAAACCAAAACAAGCCAACCUAGUUUUGUGCUGUACCUGCUUUGCAUAAGCUGUGCUAUCAUGACUUCUGUUACUAUUAAAGGAGAUGUACUUUAGCAAA
Falco peregrinus (peregrine falcon) is the source of this 8835-nucleotide messenger RNA. RefSeq names its product kinesin family member 13A (gene KIF13A). The record is from RefSeq and is a predicted model, not a curated record. Lineage: Eukaryota; Metazoa; Chordata; Aves; Falconiformes; Falconidae. Gene Ontology annotation, molecular function: cell adhesion molecule binding; microtubule binding; ATP binding. Gene Ontology annotation, biological process: regulation of protein localization; microtubule-based movement. Gene Ontology annotation, cellular component: adherens junction. The transcript is spliced from 40 exons. Bases 498 to 6467 code for a protein of 1989 amino acids.